This is a messenger RNA of Cuscuta epithymum, 1394 nucleotides long. The record is from the annotation of a GenBank genome assembly. Lineage: Eukaryota; Viridiplantae; Streptophyta; Magnoliopsida; Solanales; Convolvulaceae.
UAUUUUUAUCCUUUGAAUCCUCGAUCCUCCUCCAUUCCUCCAGUCCUCAGCCCUGCCGCCCGCCUUCCUCCUCCUCCUCUCUGUGGCCCUGUCAGCUAUCGCAGACUCGCAGCGACGCACGUCAAGCAGCGCUCCAGACUUGCAGUUGCAGAGUUGAGAAACAAGCAAAGGUACCAAACAUGGAUUCAUCCUCACUGCUAUACAGCCAGCUCAAGGCGGCGGAGCCCUUCUUCUUACUCGCUGGUCCCAAUGUGAUUGAAUCUGAGGAUCAUAUUCUUUACAUGGCCAAGCACUUGAAGGCCCUGACUUCCAAACUUGGGCUAAAAUUUGUAUUCAAGUCAAGCUUUGACAAAGCUAAUCGCACUUCCUCCAAAUCAUUCCGUGGUCCUGGCAUGUAUGAAGGUUUGAAGAUCCUUGAAAGGGUGAAAACAAUUUAUGAUGUACCCGUGGUGACUGAUGUUCAUGAAAGCAUUCAGUGUGAAGCAGUGGGGAGGGUUGCUGAUAUAAUUCAAAUUCCUGCUUUCUUAUGCCGGCAGACAGACCUCCUUGUUGCAGCUGCCAAGACUGGCAAAAUAAUCAAUAUCAAGAAAGGGCAGUUUUGUGCACCAUCUGUCAUGUUAAAUUCUGCUGAAAAGGUCAGAUUGGCUGGAAAUGACAAUGUAAUGGUAUGCGAGAGAGGCACCAUGUUUGGCUAUAAUGACUUGAUAGUUGAUCCACGGAACUUAGAAUGGAUGAGGGAAGCAAAUUGUCCAGUGGUGGCUGAUAUAACACAUUCUUUGCAACAACCUGCUGGAAAGAAGUUGGAUGGGGGAGGUGUUGCUAGUGGCGGUCUUCGUGAAUUGAUUCCUUGCAUUGCCAGGACAGCCGUUGCUGUAGGAGUGGAUGGGCUUUUUAUGGAGGUGCAUAAUGAUCCUUUAAAUGCUCCAGUAGAUGGUCCUACACAGUGGCCUCUUCGCCAUCUGGAAGAACUGCUGGAAGAGCUAAUCGCAAUCAGUGGGGUUAGCAAAGGGAAGAAACCAUUCAAACUUGAUCUCACCCCAUUCCGUGUUUAAAUUUCGGGAUUGUGAGAAGAAUCCACAUGCGAAAAUAUACGGAAUAUACGUCCAUUGGUGGUAUAAUGCAUACUGCUGCUGCAAGGGAAAUAGCUGCAAGAUUUUGAUUGUCUGAACAAUUUAAUUUAACUAGUAUUGUACCCGUGCAAUGCACGGGACAAUAAUAUGUUUGUAUUUUUUGCGUGAUUAUUUUAAAGUAAUUAUAAAGAUAUGCUUUAAUGUUAAAAAAAUACUCCCUAUAUUAUGAUGUAUAAAUAUUGCGAUAAAAUAGUACUCCGUAUGGGAUCGGGGUUGAAUUUAAAAAAGAAAGAAAAACAUUCACCAAAAUGACCAAAUGCUGGA